Molecule: messenger RNA, 1035 nt
Organism: Ostrinia furnacalis (Asian corn borer)
Lineage: Eukaryota; Metazoa; Arthropoda; Insecta; Lepidoptera; Crambidae
Product: nucleolin-like
Exons: 3
Coding region: 199-1008 (269 amino acids)
Source: RefSeq, a predicted model, not a curated record
CGCUAUAAUUCUAACAUCGAUGAGGGAUGACAUUGAUAUUUAUCGAAUAUUCGAUAUAUCGUUACAUCCCUAGUCGUUCCUGUUGAUCGAUCGCUCGUUUUGGACAUGCCUCUCUCUCUUCUGUGUUCCAGCCGGCCGGUGAAAACAAUUCAAAAUAUUUAAAGUGUUUAUCAGAUUGUAAAUGUUUACAAAGUAAACAUGAAUGACGCUAAAUAUCAUUCAUUAAAAAGCCGCAUUCGUGAAGAAGCUCAGCUUCUAGCUGAGCAAAAAUGGAUUAAAGAGGCUUUGGUGAAAAUCAGAGCUCAGCGUAAUGCUUUACAUAUUGAAAGGAUGCAGUUGGAAGCGAUGAGAGCAGCGAUGAUCCCCACAUUGCCUCCAGAUCAUUAUGCGAGAGUCAAUGAAGAAAAGAAAAAGAAGGCUGCAGCAAAGGCUGCAGCGAAGGCAGCAUCAAGGGCCGCAAAGAAAACGUCUGAAACAGUUACAGCUGAAGUAUUUAAAGUUCCCGAGACCCCUAAAACAAAGAAAGUGCCUGCCACAACAGACAAAGUGGCUGCUACAACAAUGAAAGCGACUGCUGCAACAGAUAAAGUGGCUGCUACAACUAGCAAAAUGGCUGCUGCUACAAUUAGCGAAGCGGCUGCUAUAAUAGACGAAGCGGUUGCUACAACAAGCAAAGCAGCUGCUACAACAGACGAAGCGGUUGCUACAACAAGCAAUGCGGCUUCUACUACAGACGAAGUGGCUGCUUCAACAAGCAAAGCGUCUGAGCCGUUUGUGGAGCCUGAUUCACCCCUUGCUGAGUUUCUGAAGAAUGAGGCUACGUGCAACUCGCUGCCUCUUGAUUUGGGCGUUCCGCCAAUGUUCGGUGGAGGUCAUGCAUUCCGCAUCGAGCAGUUUGAAGAGGAGGAGGAGGAGGAGGAGGACGAGGACGAAGAUUUUGAAAAUGAUGAGGAUCUACUCCUCGACAUGAAUAUGUUCAUGAACUGCGCUCAGCCACCGCAAGAGUAAACUCUGCAUUGUAUGGCAAGGUCUGGC